AUGGAUCGGCUUCGGGACCUGAUUGACCUGUACUUUCUCCGCGUUCAUACCGUUCGUUGCUUCGGCUUUAUACAUAUCCCAACCUUCAUGCGGCGGUUGAAAUCAGCUGAGAAGAUUUCAUCGGAGAAAUCCGGGCUCGUUUAUAUCAUGUGCGCGCUAGCUGCACCCUUUUACUACGCCGAGAAGCACUGCACGAGCAGAGAUGGUCUUAAAAGCAAUGUGCAGUACUUCGACGCAGGCCGAGGCUGGGCCGAGGCUGCGAGGCACUGUCUCUUUACACAGUUUGGAGACAUGGGAAUCGAGAGCAUAAUGACCGAGGUUCUGUUGCAUGAAUACUACCUUCGGGUAGGAGAGUAUGCCAAGGGGUUCAUGGUUUCAGGGCAAAUUACUCGACAUCUACAAGUUGUCCAGCUCAAUAUGGAGCGGGACUCGGAUGUAUUGUGUCAGAGAAACCCAGCUUCAUGUCACGUCAAGGAGAGUAGAAGAAGGCUGGCGUGGGCCUGCUACCUGCUGGAUUCAUUGAUUGAAUGCGGAAUCGAUCAACUUCGACUCAUCCCGUACGACGAUAUCCAGGUCCAGCUGCCUUGCACCGAAGAGCUCUUCAUCACAAACACCCCAUGCAUUACGGAGAUGUUACCUCCGGGCAAGCUUCUCCCUUCGGUCCACCCAGCACUUGGUAUAGAUUUUUCCGCUCACCUCGAUCUAAGGGCUUACUACCUGCGAGCUACGAGUAUUCGAUCCAGGCUUUUGAAAUAUGUGAAACAUCUGGAAGGCGAAGUACCGUGGGCGGAGGACAACACUUCACGAUUUGCUCAGCUCAACAAUGAGUUGCAAACACUCGAGGACUCUAUCCCCGAGAAUAUGAGAAUAUCGGCCGAGAACAUGUACCUAUUCAAAGGCUCUGGACGGCUGAAUCUGUACUUUGGCUUGCAUAUCUUGAUUUCUCAAAAUUUCCAUGACCUAUACCGAGUCGGCGUCUCCAAUCUUGUCUUCCCCAACACCGCAACAGGCUGGAUCCGCGAGAAUGCCCCGGAAGACUUCAUCAGGCGCUGCCAUCAGGUAUGCGCCACCAAAUCCGCCUAUAUUGCCUCUCUCCUGGGCGAUCUUUGGAAUUGCCACAAGGCCAGCCUUGUCGAUUGGCCCUACGCUAUGCACACACAAGUCUGCAGCAGCGUCAUCGUCACCACCAUUAUCUCGUGGGGUCGCCCGGAGCCUCUACUUCCUCAACUAUCCCAUCUCGACUACCAAGCGAUGCUGCAGCGAAAUGUAGUAAUAUUGCAGUAUCUCCAGCGCUUUAUGAAGGUCAGCAUGUACUGCGAGUCAGCCGUCCAAGCCCUCAAACGAUUCAACGCGCUAUACGUUCCAGAUUCCCCAGAUUUCGCUAACUCGUCGACGAACGGACUCCUGUCUGCCAACCAUGGCAACUCUUCCAAUCCCUCCUCGCUGGAAUAUAUUCUGAAUCCUCUGGGUACAUAUCCAAUGGCUCGGAAGCAGGCGCAGACGCAGGAUUCAUCUACGCCCGAUGAAACAGAGGAGGGCACACCAGCACCGCAAGUACUGGCUUCGGUGGAGGAAACAAGGCUGGCCGCAGUGGAGCCAGGCGGUUGUCCAAGUCCGAGUGGCAUUUUCUCAGGCCACUUCUUGGACUGGGAGGCAGACAUGUCCAUCUUCCCGGGGUUGGGAUAUCCCACCUUUCUUGACCAGUUUCCCAUCGAGGUGCCGAAAGAUCUGAACUUGCCUUGA
This is a messenger RNA of Penicillium canariense, 1743 nucleotides long. RefSeq names its product fungal specific transcription factor domain-containing protein. Bases 1 to 1743 code for a protein of 580 amino acids. The record is from RefSeq and is a predicted model, not a curated record. Gene Ontology annotation, molecular function: DNA binding; zinc ion binding. Gene Ontology annotation, biological process: DNA-templated transcription. NCBI's taxonomy places the organism in Eukaryota, Fungi, Ascomycota, Eurotiomycetes, Eurotiales, Aspergillaceae. Gene Ontology annotation, cellular component: nucleus. The transcript has a single exon.